This is a messenger RNA of Lemur catta (Ring-tailed lemur), 2910 nucleotides long. RefSeq names its product DNA polymerase kappa (gene POLK). The coding region runs from base 275 to 2890 and encodes 871 amino acids. Gene Ontology annotation, biological process: error-prone translesion synthesis. The record is from RefSeq and is a predicted model, not a curated record. Gene Ontology annotation, molecular function: DNA-directed DNA polymerase activity; damaged DNA binding. Gene Ontology annotation, cellular component: nucleus. The transcript has 15 exons. NCBI's taxonomy places the organism in Eukaryota, Metazoa, Chordata, Mammalia, Primates, Lemuridae.
GAUAACUGCCACUAAUGUUGCCCAGGCUGGAGUGCAGUGACAUGAUCAUAGCUCACUGCAUCCCCAAACUCCUGGGGACAACCUCCUGGCUCAGCCUCCUGUGUAGCUAGGACUACAGGUGCACACCACCACACCCAACUACAUUUGAAGCAUUUUGGAUAUAUCAAUCGGAAAAACAAAAAACAAGUUCCUUGUCCUCAAAGAGCUUACAUUUUUACCAGGGAGAUAGUAAACAUAAUAAUAAAAAAAGUCAUUUUACCUUUAAGUUUACACCAUGGAUAGUACAAAGGAGAAGUACGACAAUCAGAAAGAUGAUCUUCUGCUUAGGAUGGGACUUAAUGAUAAUAAAGCAGGAAUGGAAGGAUUAGAUAAAGAGAAAAUUAACAAAAUUAUAAUGGAAGCCACAAAGGGGUCUAGAUUUUAUGAAAAUGAGCUUAAGAAGGAAAAGCAAGUCAACCAACGAAUUGAAAAUAUGAUGCAACAAAAAGCUCAAAUUACCAGCCAGCAGCUAAGGAAAGCACAAGUACAGGUUGACAGAUUUGUAAUGGAAUUAGAACAGAGCCGGAAUUUGAACAAUACCAUAAUACACAUUGAUAUGGAUGCUUUCUAUGCAGCUGUAGAAAUGAGGGAUAAUCCAGAAUUGAAGGACAAACCCAUUGCUGUAGGAUCAGUGAGUAUGUUGUCUACUUCAAAUUACCAUGCAAGGAGGUUUGGUGUUCGUGCAGCCAUGCCAGGAUUUAUUGCUAAGAGACUCUGCCCACAGCUUAUUAUAGUGCCACCAAACUUUGACAAAUACCGAGCUGUGAGUAAAGAGGUUAAGGAAAUACUUGCUGAUUAUGAUCCCAAUUUUAUGGCCAUGAGUCUUGAUGAAGCCUACUUGAAUAUAACGAAGCACUUACAAGAAAGACAAAAUUGGCCUGAGGACAAAAGAAGGUAUUUCAUCAAAACAAGAAACUUUGUAGAAAAUGAUAAACCAGGAGAGGAAGUUAAUCAAGUAAAUGAGCACGAACGAUCCAUCUCUCCACUACUUUUUGAAGAGAGUCCUCCUGAUUUGCAGCUACCAGGAAAUCCUUUCCAAGUGAACUUUGAAGAACAAAACAAUCCUCAAAUACUCCAAAACUGGGUUGUUUUUGGAACAUCAGCCGAGGAAGUGGUAAAGGAAAUUCGUUUUAGAAUUGAGCAAAAAACAACACUGACAGCCAGUGCAGGCAUUGCCCCUAAUACAAUGUUAGCAAAAAUAUGCAGUGAUAAGCAUAAGCCAAAUGGACAAUACCAAAUUCUCCCCAACAGACAAGCUGUAAUGGACUUCAUCAAGGACUUACCCAUUAGAAAGGUUUCCGGAAUAGGAAAAGUUACAGAGAAAAUGUUAAAGGCCCUUGGAAUUAUUACUUGUACAGAUCUCUACCAACGGAGGGCAUUACUUUCUCUCCUUUUCUCUGAAACAUCUUGGCAUUAUUUCCUUCAUAUCUCCCUGGGACUGGGUUCAACACACCUGGCAAGGGAUGGAGAGAGGAAAAGUAUGAGCGUUGAGAGGACAUUCAGUGAGAUAAGUAAAGCAGAAGAACAGUACAGCUUGUGCCAAGAACUUUGCAGUGAACUUGCUCAAGAUCUACAGAAAGAAGGACUUAAGGGUAGAACUGUUACCAUUAAGCUGAAGAAUGUGAAUUUUGAAGUAAAAACUCGUGCAUCUACAGUUUCAUCUCUUGUUUCUACUGCAGAAGAAAUAUUUGCUAUUGCUAAGGAGUUAUUAAGAAUAGAAAUUGAUGCUGAUUUUCCACAUCCCUUGAGAUUAAGACUUAUGGGUGUUCGGAUAUCUAGUUUUCCCAAUGAAGAAGACAAGAAACACCAACAAAGGAGUAUUAUUGGCUUCUUACAGGCUGGAAACCAAUCCCUGUCAGCCACUGACUGUAUACUAGAGAAAACUGACAAAGAUCAGUUUGUAAAACCUCUAGAAAUGUCUCAAAAGAAGAGUUUCUUUGACAACAAACUAUCAGAAAGGAAGUGGAGCCACAAAGACACAUUUAAAUGUGAAACUGUGAAUAAACAAAGUUUACAGACAUCACAACCAUUCCAAGUUUUAAAGACGAAGAUGAGUGAGAAUUUAGAAACAUCAGAGAAUUCAGAUAACUGUCAGAUACUUACCUGUCCUGUUUGCUUUAAGGAGCAAGGACACAUUAGUCUGGAAGCCUUUAAUAAACAUGUAGAUGCAUGUCUUGAUGGACCUUCAAUCAGUGAAAACUCUAAAACGUCCUCAUGUUCACAUACUUCCUCUACCAAUGUUAACAAGGAAGAAAAUGUACAUUAUUCUUUUUCACUUUGUGAGAAGCAAAAUUAUGAAGCCCAUCUGAAAAACAUACAAAUCACUUCAGUAGACUGUGUAGAUUUUGUGGGCACAAUAGAUAGUUCAUCUAAAGCAGAAAGUGUAGAUACUUUAAGUAAUAAGCACAGUAAGGAGGAAUGUUCUAGUCUCCCAAGCAAGUCUUUUAAUGUUGAAAACUGUCAUCAGAAUUCUUGUACUGUUUCAUUGGAAAAUGAAGAUGUUGGGUUAUUAAGCAGGCAAGAAUCCCACCAGCCUUAUUUAUAUGAAGUAAUAACAGGCCAAACUCUAGUUUGUCCUAUUUGUAACCUAGAACAAAAGACUUCAGAUCUUACCCUGUUCAAUGCACAUGUGGAUAUUUGCUUAAAUAAAGGUAUCAUCCAAGAACUGAGAAAGGAUAAAGCUAAUCCAGUUAAUCAACACAAAGAAAGCUCCAGAAGUACUGGUAGCUCAAGCAGAGUACAGACGACAGUAACAAGAACAAAAAGGCCAGGACUGAUGACAAAGCACCCAGCAUCAAAGAAAAUAAAACCAAUCAAUUCAAAAUAUACCCUUGAUAUAUUUUUUAAAUGAACAUUGAACAUUUUAUCAUU